Juglans regia (Persian walnut) is the source of this 642-nucleotide messenger RNA. RefSeq lists its product as uncharacterized. The coding region runs from base 203 to 472 and encodes 89 amino acids. NCBI's taxonomy places the organism in Eukaryota, Viridiplantae, Streptophyta, Magnoliopsida, Fagales, Juglandaceae. The record is from RefSeq and is a predicted model, not a curated record. The transcript has a single exon.
UGGUGGGUAUUCCCAAACUUCAGCUCCUUCCCUAGUAUUCUACUUUCCAUCACUCUCUCCAUCUAUAUAAAAUGAGGCUCCUCCAUAUGGUUUGCUACAUCAAGCACGUAUCCUUCUUGGUUCAGUUUUAUUUGCUACACGAAGUUUGCAUUUCCUUUUUCUCUAAUUUCAAGGGCAAAGAGCAGUCUUUCGAAGAGUUAAGAUGAGUUCGACAAGCAGAGCAAUUGUAGCAGCCAGCGUAGGAGUUGUGGAGGCCAUGAAAGACCAGAUGGGUAUCUGCAGAUGGAAUUAUAUUAUAAGAUCCGCUCAACAAAAUACAAAGAACCAUCUCCGGUCCAUGUCUCAGGCCAAGAGCCUCUCCUCCUCAACUUCUGCAGUGGUUUCAAGCAAAGUAAGAGACCAGGAGAAAAUGAAGAGGUCAGAAGAGUCUUUGAGGACAGUCAUGUACUUGAGCUGUUGGGGUCCCAAUUGAGGGUCUGGUCAGCUGAAGAAAGCGAACCAGUGUUUCUUGGGAGAACUUGCCUGACGGCCAUUCAUACGUCGACAUGGCGAUGGGAAAUGUCAGGCCGAGAUGGUCAUAGUAGAAAUUGUAGACUCAAUAUAGUAUUUGAUUGAUGAAAAAUUAUGGUAAAUUGUGAACUU